Osmerus eperlanus (European smelt) is the source of this 2659-nucleotide messenger RNA. RefSeq names its product apoptosis regulator Bcl-2-like. The transcript is spliced from 2 exons. The record is from RefSeq and is a predicted model, not a curated record. Gene Ontology annotation, molecular function: protein heterodimerization activity; protein homodimerization activity. Bases 815 to 1495 code for a protein of 226 amino acids. NCBI's taxonomy places the organism in Eukaryota, Metazoa, Chordata, Actinopteri, Osmeriformes, Osmeridae. Gene Ontology annotation, cellular component: mitochondrial outer membrane. Gene Ontology annotation, biological process: intrinsic apoptotic signaling pathway in response to DNA damage; extrinsic apoptotic signaling pathway in absence of ligand; negative regulation of intrinsic apoptotic signaling pathway.
GGAGGUACAGCGCGGCGAUAUGGACCGAGCUCGCAUUGCGUUCUCUGUGCAACCUUGGCAGCUGCUGUAGAAAUGUUCAAGUAAAGUACGCUAUUUUACCGCAGGAGACUUGUUCUGGAAGUAAGCGUUUCUGCUCUUGUCUUCAACCCCGCGUUCGCGUGAUCAAGCGCUUUUUUUCGAACCUGGUUGGCAGUCUCUAAUAACGUCUCUCUCUCUCUCUUCCGUCUUCUCUGGGACUGUGUAAAGGCCAGUGGAAUUAUUAUAGCCACACACAUAUCAUUGUGGACUCAACAGAGCGACGAAUUGUGAAGCUGUUGAGGAUAGCCUACAUUAUAUUUGGAAGUGCGGCUGGUUCGGACCCUCUCAUGAGAAGGAGGAUCAAUCAAACAGAAAUGUGAAAGUUCUGACUCUUCCAAUGGAUUCCAAAAGGGGCGUACAUAUGCAACAGACAGACGUUGGGCAAUAGAUUCGAUCACACGAGCGCUCUCUGCAGAGCUUACACACUGCAAAUCCAACAGUUCGUUUGGAGCGUGCAUGGAACGCAAAGUGCAUGUGUGGGGACAGCGUUAUCAAUGAUAAAUGUAACAUGGCUUUUUCUUGAUUUCAGCCACAGGUGAAUAUUGUACAAUUUGGAUUGAGGUGCGCUACUUUUACUUUCUGUGCUGGGACAUCUAUAUACAAGUGUAGCUGGUUACAAUGUUGGGCUCCGACGUCUCUGAUCUGCCGGUGCCACGGAGUUGAGUCUGAUCUUCAGAAAAUGAGUUAUUGAAUUAAAUUUCCUGUCAGGAUUGUUGGUGCACCGUUUCUUAUCGUAAUGGCAAACGAGAACUCAUACGACAGCCGAAGUAUUGUAGAGAUCUAUAUCCACCACAAGCUGCUUAAGAAGGGAUAUGUGUGGGAUCGCCAGUCAGAGGACACCUCUCCUCCCGUUAACGACUUUGAAGACGCCCCUGCUGCGUUCUCGCGGCGGCCGCGGCCAGUCUUCACCGAUGAAGAAGACGUUUCCCCACCGUUUCCAAACCGUAUCCCGGAACCGGAGCCUCGCGACAGGCUGCACCGGGUGUUGCGCGAGGCGGGGGACGAGAUCGAGAGAAUGUACCAGCGGGACUUUGCGGAGAUGUCCGGGCAACUACACUUUACACCGAGCACUGCUGAACCAAGAUUCGUCGCUGUGAGCGAGGAACUGUUCCGAGACGGGGUCAACUGGGGGCGGAUUGUGGCCUUUUUUGAGUUCGGCGGGACUAUGUGCGUAGAGAGCGUCAACCGGGAGAUGACGUCGCAGGUGGACAACAUCGCGCGCUGGAUGACAGAGUAUUUGAACGGACCCCUGCAGGCGUGGAUCCAAGAGAACGGGGGUUGGGAUGCGUUUGUGGAGCUCUAUGGUCAGCAGAGGGACUCUGGGUUGCAGUCCUGGCCCUACCUGAGGACCGUGUUUGGGCUGGCAGCACUGGGGGCUGCGGGGGUCACCCUGGGAGCCCUGUUCACACAGAAGUGAUUCAGCGACACAGAACUCCGAGAAGGUGUGUGGUGGUGGUGGUUGUGGGAGGGUGGGGGACGGAGGCACUUGAAGGACCUCUACUCCAGAGGUCUCACCUGCUCUGCACCCACAAAGAGGCCUGCAGGACCUUUAUAAGAUCUUCAGUUCCACCUCCAGCUCUAGUCACCUACCCAGCUCCAGACCCACUCCCAGAUCCAAACAUGGCCCCAAACCAACACCAGUCCCAGCCUUCUAAAAGAGUCUUGUCUGCCCUGAGUCUCUUUUGGAACUACCAGAAGAGCAUGCUAUUCUCCAGAACGGAACUACGCCUCCUUUCUGAGAAUGGAGGGAGAGAGAAAUGGAUGGAGGGCAAGCAGCAGACUAACACACACACUCCUUUUCAACAACAGAAGACUUUACAAUUUUUACUCUCACAGAUGACACCAUAAUGGAUAAAUACGGUGGGCUGUAACUUCUACCAUACACUUCACAGAAUUUUUGCAACCUAAACUACUCUUAAAAAAAACAACAAAAAAAACUUAUAAUCAUAAACUUAUGCUAAGAAACCUCUGGACUUACAUGUAGCAUGAUGAAGUUUUGUUAAAGCUUUGAAGCUGAAAAGAGAACUUGAACAUUGUUUUUUCUCUCAGAAUGCUAAUAUGAAGCAACUGAUCUUUGAUUAUAGAUCUUUUUUUCUCUGUUUUUACUGUAUUUUUCUUUUUAACUUUUUUCCAGCAUGAUUCUGUAACAUUGUUACCAUAGUAACAUGUCAUAUUGACAUUGCUCCAAUACUUAACUGUUGUGUCAGGCCAACCAGCUGAUUACAGAUCAAACCAACAAUAUCCUUUCUAAUACCUUAUCUGUGCUUAAAUAAGCUUGCCGGGCCAUACAGGAUGGACCUAAUAGAAUCGCCCACAAGUUCUAGACCACGCCCCUCCAGAAUGCAAACCAGAGCAAUCACUCCACGUAUUAGAGGAUAUGAGGUUGUGUUGGGCUUCAGUAGGCGAUGAUGAUGAACGUGAUGAUUUUGCAUGAUUCUGGAGCAUGCCCUUUAGAGGAAGGACAGAUAAACCUCUUCACAGAGAAGAUUGUAUGUAGAAGAGAAGACACACACACCCACACACUCCUAUCACACAGUCCAGCUGAUGUUCUGAUUGUUCUCAUUAAAGCUUUGUCUUCUGA